This is a messenger RNA of Penicillium lagena, 1047 nucleotides long. RefSeq names its product Rab geranylgeranyltransferase BET4. The transcript is spliced from 4 exons. Gene Ontology annotation, biological process: protein geranylgeranylation. Lineage: Eukaryota; Fungi; Ascomycota; Eurotiomycetes; Eurotiales; Aspergillaceae. Gene Ontology annotation, cellular component: Rab-protein geranylgeranyltransferase complex; cytoplasm. The record is from RefSeq and is a predicted model, not a curated record. The coding region runs from base 1 to 1047 and encodes 348 amino acids. Gene Ontology annotation, molecular function: Rab geranylgeranyltransferase activity.
AUGGCAAGCCAUGGCGUGCCGCGCUCAAAACAGACAGAGAGGUCUCAGGAAGCGCGGCAGCAGGAAUUGCAGAAAAUAGAAAAGUACCAGGACCUGGAACGCCAGGUUCGCCAAAAGGUGGCCGAUCAUGAAUACACAGCCGACACAUUGAAGCAGCUCGGGGACCUGCUGGAGAGCAACCCGGAGUACUACACCAUCUGGAACUAUCGACGGCGAGUGCUGCAACAUCAGCUCUCCCAGAUAGAUGCACCUCAGAUGAAGCUACUCGAAAAGGAUCUCCUAUUUCUGAUCCCGCUUCUGAGUAAAUUCCCCAAAUGUUACUGGAUCUGGAAUUAUCGCCUAUGGCUACUGGACGAGGCUCGUCGGUUACUAUCACUCCCCGAGGCCCGCAAGAUUUGGGAAGGUGAGCUGGUCCUGGUGAGCAUGUUUCUGAGCAAGGACCGCCGCAACUUUCACGCCUGGGGGUAUCGACGGCUGGUAUUCGACACCUUGAAGCAGCUUGCAGACGCGGAGGAGACGCGGACAAGCAUGACCCAAAAGGAAUUUGAGUAUUCGGACAAGAAGAUCCGCGAGAAUCUGUCCAACUUUUCUGCCUGGCAUUACCGGACGAAAAUCAUCCAGCGGUUGCUGGAUGAACAGUCUGCCAGCGAUGCCGAGCGGAAGAAGAUGCUGGACGACGAAUUGGACUUUGUUCACCAGGCCUUGAUUGACCCGCGCGACCAAUCUCUCUGGUUCUACCACCAGAACCUCAUGUGCGUCUUUGACCCCUCAGUGGCGGAGCGGACCAUGGCUCCGAACCUGAGCGUGUCCGACCGGGUGCAGUAUCUUCGGAAUGAGAUCGAGUUCAUCGAGGAGAUGCUGGACGGGGACGAGGACUGCAAAUACAUCUACCAAGCCCUGAUCGACUGUACCGUUUUAGUGGCCAAAGUGACCGGCACACGGUCGGACUCAGACCGAGAUCAGAUUCUGAGCUGGCUCUCGGAAUUGAAGAAGCUGGAUCCAUUACGAAAGGGACGCUGGGCGGAUUUUGAGCGGAGUCUGAGUUAG